AGGCCGCGCGAUCAGCGUGCCAAAGGCCAUCUGCCGCCGCCCUUCGUGGUGAUUGCCGGUCGUCUCUUUCGAUCUCUUUUAGCUGCUCACAAGUGGUUUUGUUGUGUCUCGUUCAGCAACCCUUGUGGUUCUUGUGGUUCUUUUGUUCCUUUCUUCCGGCUGCUGUCUAUUUGACUACAAAGCUAUCCCUUCAUCCACCCCAUACUAGCUGUAAUUGCUGUGCCUCGAAGGCUUUGAUUAUUAGCACAGCCUUCGACCCAAAAACAAUCCAUCAAUCUUCCAAACGAAUCUUUGUCGGAGUGGCAUUUCCAGUCACUGUGAAAAAGACCUUUACGCUCUCAUCUUACACAUCAUUACAUUACCCAACAGCAAUCCACAGCUAUACAGUCAACAAGAACAGUAUAGCAACAGCACUGGCUUUAGCUAGCUAGCAAAUAACAGAAAGCAGGAUCUUGAGUGUCCUGUUGUCGACGAAAAAACCAGAUCUUGUUGUCGCUUGCGUUCCAGUGAGCAACAGCAAAUCAACAAUCUCCCUACAGAGUGAGGCUAUCUCUCUCUCUCUACACACACAUUACAUUACAGUUUAGUAAAAAGUAGCAAGACAAUGGACAACGGUCCCCGCAACUCUGGUGGCAAAAUGUCAUUGAUGGACAUUCAAGCCGAACAAGAACGCGAGCGCUCGUAUGGCAACAACAAUCGCCGUGGCAGUCGCUCGUCUUAUAAUAGUAACAAUAACAACAACAACAGUGGCAACAACAACAACAACAGCAACAACUAUCAUCGCAGCAGCAGUGGAGGUGGAGGACGCCGUGGAAGUCGCCGUGGCUCGGAUCGAUCGAGUCUUCCGUUGGAACGUGGCUGUAUCUGCAGUCUCAAGGAAAAAUUUGGAUUCAUUCACUGUGCCGAUCGUCCCAAUGAAAUCUUUUUCCAUUACAGUGAAGUCACCAGUCCUCAUCCGGAUCAUUUGCAAAUCGAUGACGAAGUGGAAUUCCGCGUGGGCAAAUCGAGAGACAAUCCCGACAAAUUGGCCGCCUUGGAAGUCGUUCAGUUGCCCACUGGCUCCAUUGAAUGGGAGUACGAAGAGACUCCUGGAAAACGCUUUCAGGGAAUCAUUGAUCGUCCAUUGAUGAGAAGUGGAAGCGGCAGCAAUGGAAGACAACAACACGACAACAACAACAACAAUAGUACAUAGUAAUACUAUGGAGGGUCUCAUUCGAGUGUUGGUGCCGGCUGACGAAAAAGAGGAAGACGAUACUGCCGACGAACAACCCAAAGAUGGCAAAGACGAUAAGGACGACAACAACAAAACAGAGACAACGGCAGCUGCCGACGCCAUGACAGCAGGACCCAAGUUCGAUUCACGUCCAACGACUACAACCCCGAACCGGACGACACUCGCCGAAACUCCCUGUCGUC
This is a messenger RNA of Seminavis robusta, 1416 nucleotides long. The record is from the annotation of a GenBank genome assembly. NCBI's taxonomy places the organism in Eukaryota, Bacillariophyta, Bacillariophyceae, Naviculales, Naviculaceae.